UAUGUAUUGUGUUGUAACUAUAUCACUAGAGAAUUUUCAGGACAAUAACACGUGUAAAUGUUAUUUAUGUUGAUACAGCUACUUAAUUUUAAUGUUCCUUCAAUCGAUGUGUGUAAACAAUAUACAACUGCUUAACAGUCUUUUCAAUUCGUGAAAUAUAUAAGAAAUGAAAAAACCGUAUUCCGUACGUGAUUGUUAACGUAAUCGGAUUUUGUUUAAAGAUAAAAUAUAAUUUUUUGAGAUAACAAGUAGUGGGCUGCACAGCUUUCACUGUCUUGUUAAAUAUUAUGACUGACUUGGAUAUAGAUGAUUCUUUAACCAAGUUGAAUACACAACUGAAUAAAUCUAUGGUUUUGAUGGAUACAUCGACAGAAAAUAAAACACACCAAUCGAAAAGUAACAGAUCUAUAAAAAUUAAUACAAAAAUUCAACCUGCCAGUGCUUCUAACGUUUCGCCGAUCUCCAGAAAAAGUAUUUUGAAAAAGUCUGAAGAGAGAAACAAACAACAUAGAAUAGAAGCACAAAAUGAAGAAAAUAACAGAACAAUAAAUCGUGAUAGAAUGUCAAUGAGUAUAUCAACUGCUCCUAGACCGCAUAAUAUCAAUGACUUAAUACAAGAAGAGAAUUUAAUUGUCGAAUCUACAGAUCCCACAUUUAACUUUGACAGUAUAUCGGACAACGAAGAAAUGUGGAUAAUGGACAUUCCUAGAACUAUCGAUCCACAAGAACUAAAAGGUCAAAUAUUAGUAUUUGGAGAGAAAUCAAAGUUUAAAAUUAAGGAAGAACGUUACUGUGCGGUGCAUCAUGAUAUUAAAUGCAAUAUAACUUGUGUAUUUAAUACUGGCAAAACAAAAACGCGAUAUAAAACAGUUAAUGCAAAGCCAGCAGGUACGAUAACCAUUAGACGGAAACUUUCAGGUACUUCAAAGACUAAACCAAUGCAAAUAGAAAAUUCUGGUGUACCGUUCCCUAAAAACUUGAAAAUUCGUCAUCCAUUAUUUGGUGUAAGCCACGAAGGUAAAGUCAGAAAGUGUGCAAUAAAGUAACUUAUUCGUAAAACAAAGAUGACACAAGUAAAGAAAAACAUUGUACAUUAUACUUUGCUUAAAAAUUAUAUACCGUUGACAAAUUGUGUAUCAUACUAUUCAUGAAGUCGUGUAUGUUAAUCUUUUUAAAUUACAGUUAAAUGUCAAUAAGCAUUAAGCAUGUUCAAUAAAUUAAUUACGAAUAGGGCGUCAAUUUGACAUCGAUUUUAUGAAGGAAAAGUAAAAUGUAAGAUUAGAUUUACAAGUUUUAUAAAAUAAAACAAACAACUGAGAAAGUUUGGCCAUUAAAACCUGAGAUAUCCUGUAUAAAAAUCAUUUCUUUGAUUCUACCAGAGAAUAAGAUUCGUCUUUUAAUUUCCACCAUUUUAGGGAAUUUGUGUUGCGUUCA
This is a messenger RNA of Colletes gigas, 1434 nucleotides long. RefSeq lists its product as uncharacterized. Lineage: Eukaryota; Metazoa; Arthropoda; Insecta; Hymenoptera; Colletidae. The transcript has 4 exons. Gene Ontology annotation, biological process: transcription by RNA polymerase I. The record is from RefSeq and is a predicted model, not a curated record. The coding region runs from base 288 to 1046 and encodes 252 amino acids.